Molecule: messenger RNA, 578 nt
Organism: Amphimedon queenslandica
Lineage: Eukaryota; Metazoa; Porifera; Demospongiae; Haplosclerida; Niphatidae
Product: transcriptional adapter 3-like
Exons: 4
Coding region: 216-527 (103 amino acids)
Biological process (GO): regulation of transcription by RNA polymerase II
Cellular component (GO): SAGA complex
Molecular function (GO): transcription coactivator activity
Source: RefSeq, a predicted model, not a curated record
UAGUAUACAGGGACUUUGGCCAAGUUUUGUCAAAAAUUACAAAUACCAAUCAUUACCAAAUUUUAUGUACCUACUUUUGAGAUUACAAAUUACGUUAAGAUUGUCACCCACUUUGAGGUGAAUUGUUCCUACAUGUAUAAUAUUUCCUAUUGUUAUUUCUAGAUUCAUUUUUUAUCCUUCGAGUGUCGUUUUGAGACUUAAACAUCAACCACUUGAUGAGGGACAGUUCUGAUGAUGAAGAUGAGGUUGUUAAAGAAUUAAUGAAAGCACAAAAUGAACUGAAAGUUGUUCAUGAAUACAAUCAGCAGCAGAAGAGGAUGCUUCAUUCAUUAGCUAAGUCUGAGAUAAGACGUCAGGAGAUUAGGAAGCAGCUCCAAGAAACUGACCAGGAGGUCAUGGAAUGGCUAAGAGUGUUCUCAAGUUAUAGCCAGAGGAAGAAGAAGGAGCCAAUCAAGCAGAAGGAAAGAGAGAGUGCUCAGAGGUGUCUUGAUAAAAGACAAAGACUAUCCCAACACUUGCUAGUUUGAUUUUAUGUUUAUAUAGUUUUAUGAAGACAAUAAUACUUCAAUGUCAUUUAA